Molecule: messenger RNA, 948 nt
Organism: Aspergillus novofumigatus IBT 16806
Lineage: Eukaryota; Fungi; Ascomycota; Eurotiomycetes; Eurotiales; Aspergillaceae
Exons: 6
Coding region: 1-948 (315 amino acids)
Biological process (GO): protein phosphorylation
Molecular function (GO): protein kinase activity; ATP binding
Source: RefSeq, a predicted model, not a curated record
AUGGAUUCGAGCAAAUACCUCACUGCAAGCGACUCUCAACUUCUCCACGUCCCAGACGUCCCAGACCAGUUUACCUCCGGCUCACACUCGUCAGGUCCACACCCUCACCGGUCAAGGGAAAUGUUGCAGUUGCAGCGUAGCCAUCAAAAAAGUAGACUCCAGAGUCGCGAGACCGACAUCCAUUCUGGAAAGGUCAUCCAGGGACUACCUAAAGCACUCGGACUUCCUCAGGUCGUAGACUCAGGUAGUUCAACAUCUCGCCCGCUCAUCAUUCGAGAAAAAGAUCUUUGCUGCAAGCUUGCGGGCACUGUGAUUAUCGCAGCGCAUAAAACCCAUCCAUCCCAGUUAGAAGCAAUUCGGGCGUAUCCUCCAGAGCGAGCCGACGAAAUGCUACGGGCUUUUCAAGUAAUUCAACACAAAAACAUCCUCUCUGCCAAAGAGUGUUACAGGGAGGGGAACGGACUCUUUAUUUUAGUUAAUAACCUUCCUCUCACUCUCAAGCACCUUGUAAGCCUCCACCCAGAUCAGCAUCAGGUGGCCUCAGUUAUGCAUCAGAUCCUUAAUGGUUUACACUACCUGGUUGAGGCUGGAUUUGAGCACACGUCUUUAACCUCCUCGAAUAUCCUCCUCGGCUCAGAUGGGAUAGUCAAGAUUGCUGCAUUGGAGCACUGUUCUCAAGCUCAAGUGAUCAAUUCCCUGGCCACUAUCACAAUGCAACUCAUGCAGAGCUAUGAAAUGGAUGAUAGAGUAAUUAGAGUUGAUGACCUGGGACGCUGGCCUCCUGAUUCAGAAGCCUUUGGAUUUCUAGAGGCGAUAUCCUCAGCGCGCUCGGUGGAGGCCCUAAUGAAGCACCUGUUUGUGGCCAAAAAACACCGACCAGGCGAACUAGUCGGGCUGGCUCGCCUGGCUCCAAUCGCGACAAAGACCUUUUAUUCCCGCAGAGUUUAA